UCUGAUGGAAAGCAAACAAAAAUAUUGAAACAGUUCUCUCCAAAUUAGUAAUUAGAUUUUCGGAGUUAUUAGAGUUUAAUUUUUGAAUAGUGUUUAGCUAAAAUGUCUUUCUUAGCGCUUGACAAAUGGGCACGAUUGUUCCGAAUGAUUCGACAGGCUGGAGGACCGUUUAAAGCCUUCUAUAAACUGUGGAGGUUCGACACUCUGAAAGAAGGCAAAUACGUCGGUUGUGAUUGCAAUGGUAACAAAUAUUACACGAACUGUAACUACAUGAUUGGACGAAGUCGCUGGGUUGAGUUGAACAAUAAUUACAAAUGGGAUUACGACGCGACACAUAUAACGUCCGAGUGGUAUGGUUGGAUGCACUACAAAACAGACAAACUGCCUUGUGAAGAUAGUGCUAAGUACGAAUUGAAUUGCUCCAGUACGGCCCAUGCCUGGCUGCAACCAUUCGCUGAGAAUUUGACCGCGACGGAGGAAGCAUAUUACCCUUACAAUACUACCAGGGCUCGUAUCAACGUGUGGGACGGAUGUUCAUUAGGCAAUCGUGAGAGCUAAUUUUUCUAGUAGGUACCUUAUAAUCUAGUUUCCUUUGAUUUCCGUAAUAGAUU
This is a messenger RNA of Spodoptera litura, 611 nucleotides long. Its product is annotated as putative NADH dehydrogenase [ubiquinone] 1 alpha subcomplex subunit 12. Gene Ontology annotation, cellular component: respiratory chain complex I; membrane. NCBI's taxonomy places the organism in Eukaryota, Metazoa, Arthropoda, Insecta, Lepidoptera, Noctuidae. The record is from RefSeq and is a predicted model, not a curated record. Gene Ontology annotation, biological process: response to oxidative stress.